AUGGUAAAUAUUCUGUUUAUUUUGCUUCUACAGAAAUGCAUCCUCUGCAGACAUAGAAUUAAGAAAACCUCUGGAGCCUGCAUUCAGUGUUCAUACGGACACUGCCCAGCCUCCUUCCAUGUCACUUGUGCCCAUGCUACAGGAGUGCUGAUGGAACCUGAUGAUUGGCCUUAUGUUGUCUACGUCACAUGCUUCAGGCACAGGAUAAACCAAAAUAGAGCUAAAGCAUGUGAGAAGACCAUUACAGUUGGGCAGACAGUCAUCACGAAACACAGGAAUACACGAUACUAUAGUUGCAGAGUCAUAAAAGUAACAUCUCAACUUUUCUAUGAAGUCAUGUUUGAUGAUGGAUCUUUCAGUUUGGAUACUUUUCCUGAAGACAUUGUAAGCAGAGAUUGCCUCAGGCUGGGCCCACCUGCACAGGGAGAGGUUGUCCAAGUGAAAUGGCCUGAUGGAAAACUGUACCGUGCAAAGUAUCUGGGAACAAACACAACUUACAUGUAUCAGGUUGAGUUUGAAGAUGGUUCUCAAAUUGUAAUGAAGAGAGAAGAGAUCUAUACACUAGAUGAAGAGCUUCCUAAGAGAGUAAAAGCACGUCUUUCUACAGCAUCUGACAUGAGAUUUGAAGACACAUUUUAUGGAAUAGAUACUACCCUGGGAGAGAAGAAGAGGCAGAGAGUAUUGAGUUCCCGCUUUAGGAAUGAGUAUGUGGAUGAUCCAGGCUACCGCACCUUCUUAAAAAGCUCAUUCCAGAAGAAAUGCCAGAAGGGGCUAUAA
Messenger RNA from Merops nubicus (carmine bee-eater), 777 nucleotides. RefSeq names its product lysine-specific demethylase 4C-like. The transcript has 5 exons. The record is from RefSeq and is a predicted model, not a curated record. NCBI's taxonomy places the organism in Eukaryota, Metazoa, Chordata, Aves, Coraciiformes, Meropidae. The coding region runs from base 1 to 777 and encodes 258 amino acids. Gene Ontology annotation, molecular function: histone H3K36 demethylase activity; histone H3K9 demethylase activity. Gene Ontology annotation, biological process: chromatin remodeling. Gene Ontology annotation, cellular component: nucleus.